UCUGAGUGCCGCCCUCAGCUACUUCUCCCAAGACCGACCCCCAAACAGCCAGUCCUGCCCAUCGCACCAUCAGCACGCACUUCUUCGCGAGACUAGCGGUAGCAGCACACUCCAGUUCCAGCUUGCGUCUCUUGGUGCGAUUUUGAUCCGCGGUUUUCCCUUCCUGGCUCCAACGUCGCGCGACCGCUGUCGCGGUCACGGCUGGUCGCUCCCAGCAUCCGGCGAAGAUCAAUUUUGCGCGACCCUCUGCGCUCGACGACAACUACUCCUGGCGCCGCUGGCGAAACCAUUGCCGAUCCACUUUGGACCUAGUCGCAUGGUUCACGAUGGCUACAGGUGAUACCGCGCCUCUGUUGGCCUCGUCAAGCCCUCCUCCGCCCUUGCUGGACAACAGCCCGAGCAAUCUGUCGAGCCCCCUCAGCGAGCCUGAAGACAAGGACAUAUCUGGCGACGAGGCGGACAUGGACUUGCGCGCCCAGAGCGACGAUCUCAACACACCAAACCGUCGUGGUUCCCGCGGCGACCCAUCGACAGAUGCCUCCGAGUCAGACGACGACAGCAAGCUAUCCGAGGUCGAUGUCAAUGACUCCGAAGCCGAGACAGAAAGACUCUACAACACUCCUCCAAAGAAUGGCGCGGCACGCGACACCAUAGACUCAGCUGGUAGUGCUGGACAUCGGCGAUUCACUGACCGUCGCGGCCGCAUUUUCGAGCGUAGCCCGAGCAAGCUCCACCAGCAGUUGCGAGCCGACGUUGACACUGAGGAGACGAACAUCCGUCGUGACUUUGGCUCUGAAGCAGAGGAGGAGAGCGGCGACGUCCCGUCUAGCGAACGUGAGCUUGGCUCAGCCAAGCGGCCGCCACCGACGUCGCCGUCGCUGGCGAAGAAAAGCCAGGUCGUUCCCGCGAAUGAUACCACCGCUCCCCAGCCGUCAAGGCAGAACUCCGCAGACUCUCGGAAACGGAAGCGUUCACCUGUUGCCGAGCACUCGGAGUCUGAUCUGCCGCUGAAGAAGCGAACCGGCUCGAUUGGCGCUGCCGAUCAUCAGUACGCCGAUGACAUACCCAUGGUCGACGAUGAGGGAAUCUCGACGAACACCCAGAGCGGCAAUCAUACUGCGGAAGAAGAUAAUGAGGAGCCUGCGGCCACCGGUGAGCCUAUAGAUGAGGCUCAAGACCUGGUUGAAGAAGACGUUGCCGCGCCGAGCAGGUCUAGGAAAGGGAAACGGAGCCCGACAAAGAAACGAAAAAGCAAGAGCCCAGAAGAAGUCGGUGCUCAGGAAGAAGCACCAGACGAACCUCCCGAAGAUGCCGAUAUGCACAGUCCCGAGGUGCCGACGCCGCAAGCUGAGGAUGAUCACGCCGAAGAGGUCGAUGAGGAGGCAGAGGCUGCGCAUCGCAACGAGGAAGAAUUGGAACGUAAAAAGGCGGCUUGGGAAGAACUGGUAGCCAUCGAGAAGCAAUUCAGCAGCUUUCGGGAGCGUCUUUAUCAGGAACGACUGGAGCAGCUCAACCAAGAAGAGGCGUCCCUCAUGGGCGACAAUCCGACACACCCCGAAUACCUUGCAAUGCUGCAAUGUCUCGAGGAGAGGCGAGCGGAAAAAAUACGCCGAAGUGACCUCGAGUUGCAAUUCAAGCUGUCUGUGCUCCGGCGCCGGGCAGUGGCAGAACGCGCGCAGAUUAUGUCGCAGUUCUACCAAGCGGUGCGAGAUUCGCGAGAGGAGGUACUCACAGAGCUGGGCCGAGAGUGGAACGAAAUUCAGCAGGAGCGUCGGCGGGCGGCCAACACGAUACCGGAUUAUGGACUUCGCUUUCCUGCCACAAGGGCGCAAGCUGUCAGAAACGCCGUGUCAUACAACAAAGAAGUCUCGGUCCUCUCCGGAUUUGCCAAACACGUCGGCUUUCCAGCUGCCCCCCCACUCAAUGGCGCUUCAGAAGAACAGCUGGAAGCCGACCUGGAAGCCAUCCAGAGCGCCCGUGAGCCGAUGCCCAGGCGCAUACCAAACCAAAUGUCAGUCUUGCGCCCGGAGUACGCGACAAGCCUCGGUUUCGGACAGGGCCUUGGUGCGGCCGGAGAGCAGUUCAUCGAACAAACCCCGUGGGCCAAUCCAAACCACCCGUCUCACCAGAUGCAGCGCCAGCACGCGCACCGGGAUGCGCACCCUCAGCCCAUCUACGCAGGCCCGUCGUCGGCGCCCCGGAGACAUUCCCACCAACCUGGCGGUCUCUUCUCUUCGAGCACGUCUACUAUUUACAACGGCGACUCUCCAGCCCAGGCUCCAAAGACGCACUCUUCGGCAGUGACUGAGCCUUCUCUCAAGGGAUCCAAGAUGGGCCCCGAGCCACUGAGGCGGGAGCCCGCGAUUCAUGCGACUUGAUAUCUUAUCUUUUCUUGUUGUUGAGUUUCGUGUUUUACGCCCUCAAGUCAGGAGGGCCAUCGGGUGUCUUGACAGACUCUAAGGAGUUCGUGGGCUGGUCAUUUCAUGGGGUAUUCCAGCAGGCAGGCGACCGGUUAUGCUUCCAGCAAUGCGGUGCGGGGAAACUUUUCUUCUUGUUCCCGUCUCAGACGCAGAUUUGCUACGAGGAUAGGUGGGUUUGGGG
Molecule: messenger RNA, 2601 nt
Organism: Thermothielavioides terrestris NRRL 8126
Lineage: Eukaryota; Fungi; Ascomycota; Sordariomycetes; Sordariales; Chaetomiaceae
Exons: 4
Coding region: 327-2378 (683 amino acids)
Biological process (GO): negative regulation of transcription by RNA polymerase II
Cellular component (GO): Sin3-type complex
Molecular function (GO): histone deacetylase binding
Source: RefSeq, a predicted model, not a curated record